Plasmodium coatneyi is the source of this 2703-nucleotide messenger RNA. RefSeq names its product Adapter-related protein complex 4 beta 1 subunit. The transcript is spliced from 4 exons. Gene Ontology annotation, cellular component: membrane coat; clathrin adaptor complex. The record is from RefSeq and is a predicted model, not a curated record. Bases 1 to 2703 code for a protein of 900 amino acids. Gene Ontology annotation, biological process: intracellular protein transport; vesicle-mediated transport. Lineage: Eukaryota; Apicomplexa; Aconoidasida; Haemosporida; Plasmodiidae. Gene Ontology annotation, molecular function: clathrin binding.
AUGCAAAAGAGUAAAAAUGACAUGUCCACCAGCGAGAUAAACAAGCUAAAAGAAGUUUUAAAAAAACUCCCACAAGAAAAAAAUGAAGAAAAGAAAAGAGAGGUGCUAAAGAAGGUAAUAGCGUACAUGACCCUCGGGGUCGAUGUAUCAAAGCUAUUUCCGGACAUUAUAAUGAUAUCAAACACUAAUGAUAUAAUACAGAAAAAAAUGAUAUACCUCUACCUGAAUAACUACGCAGAGACCAACUCGGAACUUUCCCUGCUCACCAUAAACACCCUGCAAAAGGACAGCAAAGAUGACGACCCAAUUAUAAGGGGACUAGCCUUACGGAGUUUCUGCAAUUUGCGAAUUAAUAAUUUGUUUGAGUAUAUAGAAGGGCCUUUAUUUAACGGACUGAACGAUAAAAAUUCCUACGUCCGAAGAAUCGCCAUAAUCAGUUGUGUCAAGCUGAUUAAAAUGAACCCACAAAUAGCUAUAAAAAACGAUGUCAUAAAAAUUUUGAAAAAUAAACUUCUAGACAAAGACUCACAGUGUAUAAUAAACGCAGUGCAUGCAUUGAACGAAAUAUUGGUAGAUGAAGGAGGACUAAAAGUAAAUAAAGAAAUUAUUUUUAACAUGCUAAAUAAAAUAUCCACCUUCAACGAAUGGGGAAAAUGCGUUGUUCUAAAUAUCGUAAGUACCUACAUUCCAGAAAAUGAAGACGAAAUGUAUGACAUUAUGAAUAUACUAGAAAAUCACAUAAGAGAUUUUUCCUCCGCUGUAUUUCUCUCCUGUUUAAAAUGUUUUUUAAAUUUCUCUGCCAAUGAUACAAAUUUACAAAUUCAAAUUUUUCAAAGAAUGAAGGAUCCUUUGCUUACGUUAAUUUCCACCUCUUCUUACGAAAUUUCUUACAUCGUUCUGUUGCACACGAACUUGUUGCUACACGAGGCUAAUAAGCUGAACUACAACAUAUUCGACUAUGACUACAAGCACUUCUUCUUUCGAUAUAAUGAUCUUACCUACAUAAAGGACAUUAAGUUGGACAUCCUCGUGUCGGUGGCCACGAAGAACAACUUGGUCAUGAUAACGAACGAACUGAGCGAAUACAUCUAUGACCAGAACGUGGACAUCGCACGGAAGGCCAUUUACUCCAUCGGGUGCAUAGCUCUGAAAAUACCCAAAGCAAUUUCGAAAAUAGUGGAGUUAGCCCUGUCUUCCUUUCUCCCCAUGAACCAUUCCUACAUUUGCAGCGCCACGAUAGAAAUGCUAGCCAAUAUACUGAGAAAGUACGAAGAAUACACCAAAGUAAUUAUCGAAGAAAUUAUAAAACAUGAUAACAAACUGAUAGACAAUGAUGGAAUCAGGUCCUACAUUUGGAUUGUCGGGGAAUAUUCAGAAUACAUAGAAAAUGCACCCUACAUUUUAGAAGAAUAUGUUACUCUAACCGACUGCUCCUAUUUAUUCAUGCUGGAAUUGUUGACGGCAUGUGUGAAGGUCCUAUAUAGGAGACCUUCCGAAAUGGUAGUCAUUAUUGCCUCCCUUUUUGACAACAUUUUAAAAAAUUAUAAAUACCCAGAACUUACGGACAAAGUGCACUUUUAUUACAAACUGCUAAGUUAUAAUUAUGAAGAAGCCUUCAAAAUUAUCGUUUGUAAAAAAAAACUUGUAAAAAAUUUCUGCGAAUCGAAUGAAAAUAUUUUAUUGGAUAAAUUGUUCAAUGAAUUUAACACCCUCUCUGUAUUGUAUAAGCAGCCUAUAUACAAAUUUGUGGAGUAUUCUAAAAUACGUUUCGGCGGAACGUACGACCCGGAGGAAAAUGAACAUGACCCGACCCGUGACCAUCGUAUUCAUAUGGACGACGCUGGUGUAGAAAAUGGUGCAGGUAACAUUCCACAUGUUAGCGACACGGACAGGGAAAGCUUUGUGAACUCCCCAGAGGAGGAUGCCCGAAUGGGUGGUAAGUACCCUUUGUCUAGCAGUGACACCCACACAAAUCACUAUAACAACAGAACCAGUGGAAACCUUCCCAACAUGAACGAGGAUAUGCUCCUAAUGGGAGAUGAUGACACAGAUCCUUAUCACCACAGCGGGGACAAGCAUAACGCGAACGGUCACACGCACGAUCAUCGAGAAGGCGACGACCUGGGGAACGACCACCUCUCUGCAGAAGCGCCAAAACACCUCAACAAGAUGAACACCCCCUUUAGUGGAAAUGUAAAAAAAUCACUCGUCAGAGGUUCUGCGAACAACGCAACCACAACCACCGCUGGUAGUAACCCCCCCAAUAGUAAAAAGUUGGAGAAGAAAAAGUCGCAUGAAUCGAUCAACGCCACGAAUUCAGACCACUUGAACAAACUGUCUGACAUUUUAAUCGAUGCAGAAAGUAUAAACCCAGAACACUACCAAGAGCAGUGGAGUAUUUUACCUGAACAGAAUAACGAAAAAUUAUUUUUAAGAAAAAAUUACUACAACUUACAGUUAGAAACCAUUGACGAAUUUAUAUCCAAAUACAACAUUGUAACACUUGCAUCUGGGGAAAUCGAUCAGUGCCUAAAGUUCUACAUGUACGCGCAAUUCUACACGAAGCAGUACAUUUUUAUUGAGAUAAUUUUCAACAAGGCCGAAAAUUCGAUCAACUGGAUACUGAAGUCCCAGUGUGAAGACUCCAACAUGCUCGAUCGCUUCACCGAUUAUUUCAGGGACAUAUUCAUGGAUUUCAUGUGA